Molecule: messenger RNA, 642 nt
Organism: Brassica oleracea var. oleracea
Lineage: Eukaryota; Viridiplantae; Streptophyta; Magnoliopsida; Brassicales; Brassicaceae
Exons: 2
Coding region: 232-570 (112 amino acids)
Source: RefSeq, a predicted model, not a curated record
CAUAUAUUAUUUUUGGACGAAGAGAUGGCAAAACUGUAAUUCAAAGAGGAGUUCACUAAACGUGCAAGCGUCCUCUCUCCCACUCUUCUUUGUCACACACGCAGAAAUCGCAUCCUUCUUUUGCUCCUCUUCCUUAAGGCAAAUCUCAUUCAGAUCGUCUCAUCUGCAAAGAAAAAUAAAUAUUUAAUUUGGUUAGUUUCUCCUCGAAAUUUGGAUGUGCUGUCGUUUCCAAUGGAGCCAAUUCUUAGGAAAAUCUCAGCGGCGCCUUGGCCGGUUCUUGUACAAGCCGCCACGUGGACAUUGCUUAUAAUGCUGACGGUGGGUUUUGCGUCUUUCGCACCAGAGAUGGCGUUUGUGUCUACAUUGUCAUCUUCCUCAAAUCUCUGCGACGGAGGAAAUGGGUUGGUGAGGAUUCCAAUUGAUUUACCGGGAGAGAUGGUGUGCGUGCCGUCUGAAACAGUUAAGCGAUCAGCUUUCGACCUUUUCGUGCCGACGAUAUUCGCAGGAGUUAUGGUCGUUGCAUCAGUCUCUCUAAUCCGAUCGUGUUUUGGGAUGGAAACCCACAUAUAACGUAAUCCAAUGUAGAAACUAGUGUCUCGAGUCACUACCUUAAUACACUCUUUUUUUUUUUUUUGACAACCU